Messenger RNA from Gongylonema pulchrum, 468 nucleotides. The record is from the annotation of a GenBank genome assembly. NCBI's taxonomy places the organism in Eukaryota, Metazoa, Nematoda, Chromadorea, Rhabditida, Gongylonematidae.
AUGCUUGUAGCGCAUGCAGUGAAAGUGAGGGCGAUAUGUUUUUCGGCAGCGUCGGAUCGCCUGUUGACUGGUUCGGACGACAAAAUCGUCAAACUUUAUAUGAUUGGAACCGACAAGGCGCAGUUGGUGAGAAGUUUCUGUGGCCAUCGAAGCUGUGUCACAACAGUCAGGUUUCAUCCAUACGAUAUUCAGAUCUUUGCAAGUUCGUCAAAUGACGGCUCGAUCAUCUUGUGGAAUGUUGCGCACGAUCGGCCAGUUCAUGUCUUUCAAGAAGCGCAUGAAGGAGUGGAACUUGAAAGCAGCAGUACGGGUCUCGAGCAAGGCUAUAAUGCAACGAUUGCUAGCCGUGAUUACUCAUCCACUUUUAAUGGUUUCGGAACGACAAAAGAUGAUGAGGAAGACGAGCUACUUGCACGAGCCAGGAGGGAUUUGGAGGGAAUCAGUGAUGAGGAAGGUGUCGUUUUGUAA